UAUAUUUAUGUUAGGUUUAUACUAAGAUACUUGAAUAAGAACAAUGAAGAUACUUCUACUAUUCAACAUAAUUGUCAAUGUUGUUAUUCUUGCACAACAUUUGGAUAACCAAUUAGAUGAUAUAUGGAAACAGUGGAAAUUAAAAUAUAACAAGACUUAUUCAACCAUUAAUGAUGAAAUCAAUAGAAAGAGAAUAUUUAUGAAACAUGUGGCAAGAAUUCAACAACAUAAUCUACAUUAUGAUUUAGGUUUAGAACAAUAUACAAUGGGUUUAAAUCAAUUUUGUGAUAUGGAAUGGAAUGAAUUAAAAACAAUCUUAUUUUCUAAUGGGUUUAAUAACAAUAACCCUUUAUGGAAUGAUAACAAAGAAGAAGACAACGAAGUGGAAGAAGCGAAAGAAGAAUUCGUAUUGUCCAAUGAACCAUUACCAUUAAAAUGGGAUUGGCGUCAUUAUGGAUUAGUUACAUCAGUGAAAGAUCAAGGUAUAUGUGGAUCAUGUUGGGCAUUUUCAACAACUGGAUCCAUUGAAGGUCAAUACAUGAAAAAAUAUAAAAAAUUAAUUAGUUUAUCAGAACAACAAUUAAUUGAUUGUACAUAUCACUAUGGAAAUCGUGGAUGUCAUGGUGGUACAAUGGAUCAAUCAUUUAAUUAUUUAAAAAAAUAUUCAAUUGAAUCUGAAAAUGAUUAUCAAUAUAAAGGUGUAAAAUCAUCAUGUCAUUAUCAUCAAUCAAAAGGUAUUAUAAAAAUAAAAAAAUUUAUUGAUUUACCAACAAGAGAUGAAAAAAAAUUACAAAGAGCACUUUAUCACUAUGGACCAAUAUCAGUUGCUAUAGAUGCAUUACAUGAUUUUAUAUUUUAUAAAAGUGGAAUAUAUGAAUCAAGAUAUUGUUCAUCAUCUAUACUCAAUCAUGCUGUAUUAGUUGUUGGCUAUGGUACGGAACAUAAAAAAGAUUAUUGGCUUAUUAAAAAUAGUUGGGGCACUGAAUGGGGAAUGAAUGGAUAUAUCAAAUUACGAAGGAAUAAACAUAAUAUGUGUGGUAUUGCAACAAAUGCCAGUUUCCCAAUAUUAUAAUCUAUUCAUUAUUCUUUUAUCUUAAAUAAAAAUAAACAUACAUUAUGUUUCUUUUGUUUAAAUUGAAGUAGUUAAAUGGAUGUGAAACAACAAGUUACAAUGGUCAGUAUAGGAAUAUGGAGAUUAUUAUUAUGUUUUGAAUUGAGAUCACGAAUCGAUUGAUGUUAGAUCGCCAUUGAAAACUUGGAAGUAAUGGAUGGCCAUUUCGUUUAAGUUCGAGACUCCUUAGCAGUGUGCAUCCACGAUCCUCUUCAUGGGAUUCGAACCAAGGGCCUUCAGUCUUGCUCGUGAAUGCUUAACUUUUAGAUCAGUGUGCCGGCAUCCGAAAGUGUUAAUGUCUAGCUUGAACCAAUCCACGAAAUUAGGCGACCAUCUUCCAUCUGUUCACUAGUGACUAGUUUCGUGAGGAAA
Messenger RNA from Schistosoma spindalis, 1483 nucleotides. Lineage: Eukaryota; Metazoa; Platyhelminthes; Trematoda; Strigeidida; Schistosomatidae. The record is from the annotation of a GenBank genome assembly.